AGGAUUGUUGGUACUGGGAGUUUUUGGGGGCACCCAGAACUGGGGCAAGGAGCACCGCAACCGAGGGCAAAUAGGAACGCACGGAAAGCACCUACGUGUACAGUGCGACAAGUGACAAACGACAAUUUUCUAGGUUUUGACAUAAACGCCGGUUUUGUUGUCAUAAAAUUUUUCUUUCAAAGAUUUUGAAUUACGAAAACUUGAAAUUUGAAAUGGAGAAAAAACGGCUUGAACUUUAAUUUAUUACAAAAAUACAGAUAAUGUCGGAUAAACAUUACAUUGCACCAAUAUUUAUUGAAAAGUUAGAACAUAAAAUACCAGAAGUGAGGGAAAGAGCCCUAUCGUCUAUAAUCUCAAAGCUAGACUAUGGAUUUACAUUUGAAAAUGAACUGCUCAGUUAUAGAGAGCUUCUGGCAAAGUUAUUUAAUUGGUUCCUACUCGAGCCCUGCAGUAAUGAGGAAAAUGUUAUUGCUCUCAUCAAAAGGAUUUUACAAUUACCAAAAGGGAAAAUCAUAUUGGCACACUGUGAACAUGCCAUGAAAUUGGAAAUUGAUAAAAUUAAAUCGUACAUUCAUCCUAAAUUUCAUGAAAAAUUAGAUGACAUAUUUGAUACAAAAACCCAAGAAACUUCUGAAAUUGAUGUUGUACCAUCAGCAAGUCAUGAGCACUCUUCAAGUCGUAGCAGUAUUUCUGAUGUGCAACCACCAUCUAGUCAUGAGCAUUCUUUGAGUCGUAGCAGUAUUUCUGAUGUGCGACCAUCAUCAAGUCAUGAGCAUUUUUUGGGUCAUAGCAGUAUUUCUGAUGCGCGACAACCAUCAACUCAUGAGCAUUCUUUGAGUGGUAGACGACAACCAUUAACUCAUGACCAUUCUUCGAGCGGUAGCAGUAUUUCCGUUGGGCGACAACCAUCAACUCAUGAGCAUUCUUUGAGUGGUAGGCGACAACCAUCAACUCAUGACCAUUCUUCGAGCGGUAGCAGUAUUUCCGUUGGGCGACAACCAUCAACUCAUGAGCAUUCUUUGAGUGGUAGGCGACAACCAUCAACUCAUGACCAUUCUUUGAGUGGUAGCAGUAUUUCCGAUGUGCAAUGCUCUUCAGUUAGCACUGGCACUGCUACUGAUUUGUUAGUUCGGAAAGGACCUUAUUUGUACAUUGAACCAACACUUAUUCAAGACUUAGAACAUAAACUACCAGAAAUAAGAGAAAGAUCUCUAUAUUCUAUAAUAGCUAGAAUUGAGUGUGGAUUUACAUUUGAAGAUGAAUUGCCAUGUUAUAGAAAACUUCUUACCAAUUUAUUUAAUUUGUUCAUUACUGAGGCCGGUCGAUUUGAAGAAGAUAUCAUUGGCCUUAUCAGAAGUAUUCUCCAAUCACAGGCGGGAAAAACCUUAAUGGCCCAUUAUAUGCCUGAAAUUCAACAGGAUCUUAAUCGAAUUGAACCAUGUAUAGACCCCAAAUUUCAUGCAGAAUUGAAUGAUACAUUAUGUUCGGAAGCUUCUAAAAUGAAUAUCAUUAUUUGUGCUAGUCAACCUUCUACUGGUGGCACUACUGCUAGCCAUGCUACUCGACGUAACACUGGGAGCUGUGCUACUGCUUCAACUAGUGGUAGUGAGAGAUCGAUUCCGCAAAGAACUUCUGUGGAAAGCCAAGCCAGUUUGCCUCAAACGAGGCCUCAAACCUCAGAACAAGGAAGUUUCAAAUCUGACAAUAAUUAUACCUCAACAUGCAGCGCUGAUCUUAGGAGGUAUAUUUUGGAGUGGCAACCACUUAUUAAAUCAGAUGGAGCUAUGCUUAAAGCAGUCGAACAAUCUCUGAAGGACCCAGAACAUGUUUCUGAGCGAUUCAAUUCCUGUGCAUUUUUUACAAAUGUUUUAUUAUAUGAUUUUCCCACUGAAGUAUUUAUUCAAAGACCAGGCAUUAUCACUAUUUUCCAUGAAUUCUUAAGCACUCCUCACUCGUCGAGACUAACUAAUACAAUACUCCAGUGCUUGUUCGAGUUCACAAAAGCAUUAGGAAUAAGAAUUUAUCAAUAUCAUGAUAUAUGUUUGCAGAAUUCAAAGACCCAAGAAUUGUUUAAUUUAAGCUCAUACGACUGCGAUUCUGAAACAUCAUCCGAUAAUGGUGGCCUUGGCCAUUUUGAGUUGAUUCAAGAAACUAACAUUUUAAAGAGGAAACAGUUAACCAUUCCUGAAUAUUGUUUCCGAACCAUAAAUAUUAUUUUAAAAUGCAUGGUAACAAAAAAAGAAAGUUUAACUGAACAUAAGCCAAAAUUAAAUCAGACAGGCAUCAAUCAUUGCUUGACGGUCUUGGAUGAACUUAUAACCAUAUUAUGCAAAACUGUAGGUGCAGAUUUAUGGAAAGAAGAAUUAAAUUCAGAAAAUUUAGAUAUUUUUAAAGAAAUUAGCAACAGCUCAUCAUUACUUGGGGAUACCAUUGAAUAUUUCCACAUAGAAUCCACGAGUGUAAAAAGCAACUUAACAUGCAGAGCGAUUUACCUUUUUCUGACAUGUCUAAGUGUCAAAUGGUUAAUAAAUCUUAUACCCCCAUCAAAAACCAAGCUAAUACUUCCCAAAAAUUUUAAAGUAUGUUUGUGCAAUAGACUUUUAGAUGUAAGCUUGGGCCGAUUGUAUCCAAAAAUACAUAGAAGCUUACUUGGAUUUGUAGAGAGUUUUAGUACAGGACCUGAAGUAAACUGUCUCAAAAAAUAUGAAGACGUCAUGAAAGUUUGCAAUGGCUUAACAUCUUCAGUAAAAUUUAUCGAAAAUUCAGAUUCUCUAGUGACAGGGGACAAAUUUAAAUUGGCUUGUGAGGCUCUGCCUAGUCUGGAGUUCCACCAAAACAUGGAUUUUAUAGCUGGUUAUAUAGAUUUGUGUUCAAAAAAGUUUUUUAAAUUUCCAUCGAAUCAUGAACUAAACGGGAUGGCAAUUGAUACUAUACUUUUCCUUCUUGCUCAUCGUUUAAAUAAAAUCAGACAAGAAACAUAUCGCUUGUGUCAUAAAAUAGUUGCAAAAACCAUAGGCUUUCAGAUAAACUUAUCUCCAGACACAAUAUAUGGCUCUCAAAUAGCUUUUCUCCUUAGUUCUGCAGUUUUAACAGAAAUUGCUGUUUUUGGAUUAAUCAAUGUACAGGUUCAAAAAUAUGCUGAAGAAAUUUUACUUUAUAUACUGAAAUGCAAAAUGAUUGUUUCUGACCUAACAUGGAGCAAAUGUCUACAAGCUUUAAUACCUUCUUUACCAUUGAUUAUUUGUUAUUCAGCUAAUGCAACAACUCUGGGAAGGACUAUUGUGAAUUUUGUCGAUCCAGAUUCUGCCAGAUCUUUGGGAAUUUCUUAUAUAGUCAUGCUCAAAGCAAAUGUGGAAUUAUUGUUUUGCAAAGACUCAACUUUAAGGUAUGAAGCAUAUUCAAGAAUAUGCUGGUUAUUGUUAGCGCAAGAAGAUGCUAGAGAAAUGUUACCUAAAUUUGAUACGAUUUAUAAUGAAGAGCUUUCAAACGCCUUCAAUAUUGAAAAAACUUUGGAUGUCAAUAAAAUGAAGAGAUCAGUUCAUUUGUAUCAACCUAGUAGCCUCUUGAAAGUCUUAGACGUCUUGAAAUCCGAAGAUGUAGAUCCAUCGAUCAGGAGAUCUGCUUUAAACCAAACCAGUCUUAUGGCUGAAGAUUAUCUACUGCACGAUACUUUUCUGGAAUUGGGAGGCCUAGACGUAAUGAUUGAAAUUAUGGAAAGAGCUUUGACAACUAACGAUUCCAGAGAUACUCCUGACUCCGUUAUUCCCAUAGUUUCAACUCUAAGAACUAUGGCCCUGUAUCAUUCUAGUGUUAGGGAAUAUAUUGGACAAAAGUUACAUGUUAUUUAUUUAAUUCUAAGAGGUGCUUUUUUAUUCAUAAAUGAGGAUAGAAUGAAGGAAGAUGCUACAGCUCUAGUAUUUUUACUGAUCUUCAAAGAUUACAUCAUUGGCUCGCCUCUAAGUAUGGAUUUAUCGAUUCCUAAAAUUGUUGGUGAGACAUUAUUGGUGCCGUUUAUUUGUAAAAGACACAUGAUUGAUAGUAAACACACGAGUGAGGAUCUUUUUUCAAAAAUCAUUGAAGACCAAUAUAGCCUUACUUCAGUGCAAGUCCAAUGGAACGCCGCGAUUCAUGGUGGUUUUGAUAAUUUAAUAAACCUGAAGAACGUUCCCUCUCCAGUUGCUGCAAAUAUACAGGGCCAUGAAAUAUUGACUUUGAGCAAUAGUGAUUUUAUGCAAAUUAAAGAAUCUUCUUUGGACUUUUGUAUUAAAAAGUAUAUUUUUACUAUUCAAAGUGCCACGUCACAUGAAGCAGUACUAGAUUCUAUAACGAAGCUUACUUUAUAUGUGCAUCUUGGUGACACAUUAACCCAACUUGGUGAAGAAAAAUGUAUUGAAGUAGUUCGUUAUCCUUGGAAAAAAUCUUUUAUAAGAUAUGUCGAUUUUUUGCCAUCUGGUGAUGAUGAUAUUAAGAUAUCGGAAUCAGUUAUUAAAUUUUUAAUUGUCUUGGUGCCACUUUUCAAAGAUCCAGAACCCUGCUGGAUCUCUAAAUUUCUCAAAAACCCCAAGAAUCCAUUAUUAAAUUCAUUAUCAGUUGAAUACUGUGCAGAGGAAAAUAUAAAAACGCUAGGUCAAGCACUCCUCAAACUCAUAACACUUUGUGUUCUUCGUGAAUCUGAUCAUUUAAAUUCUAGUGCUUCAAAUAUUGAAUUGACCUCUGAUUGGGGACAUGUGAUAAGGAUUAUCGGUCAAAAUUUACAAUCCGAGGAUACUCAGCGUUUUAGCAAUUUAGCGUAUUUGGUUGCCUUAUUAUCGUGUUUAGUAAAUUUAACAUCCAAAUUAGGCUGGAGCCACUGUAAGCCUGAUAAUCCACCCAAAGAACCGAUACCUCAACUUAUUUUAAGUCUAUGCGAUUUAUUAGCAUCAUUCCAUUCUACCAGAGGAGCUUCUACCGGUGUAUCUGUAAUGGGUAUAAGUGUUUCAAGAAAUAUAAUCCUGACUUUGAAUCAUCUCUUGGCCGAAAUUUUCCAUUUUAAAGUGAAGAAAUGGGAACGAUGCUUCUUCGAACAUGAUGAAAUACGGAGAGCAAGGAAGAGUUUUUUUUCUGUCUGGACUAGCAGAGAUGUUAUUUUAAGAGCCGCAGCUGUACAAUUAAUUUCAAAUUUAACUACUUCUUCUAAAGCAACUGACGAAGUACUAAAUGACUUUGAACGCUACAAAGCAAACAUUUGGGAACUUGCCCUAAGGAUAAUAAUUGAUUACGGAGAAGCAGGAGUAGUCAAAGAAAAUGCAGCAUUGAUACUCGCCAAUUUAAGUAUUUAUAUUUCAAGAAAAACACGCUCAGGUAGUAUGCCGUCACUUUUCUUUAUACCAUCUUGUGAUUCAAGAAGUCGAAAGGACAAAAUUAAAAUCACGAAGUUCUUGGAAGACUAUAAUUUUUAUGAUCACGUAGGACUCGUUUUAACGCCUGCAUAUGCAAGGGAUUGUGGCGACCAUGGAGAACGAAAUGUUUUAACUGAAGAUCAAGACUCAAUAAUGCAAAGUGUUUUUAGCUCGGUUGUCAGUUUAAAUGACGAACCUCAACUAACUCCUCUUAACUUAUACACUCCAGGUUUUAUGAAAGCCUUUUGUAAAUUUUUAUUUAAUAUGAUUGAUUUGGCUCCAAAGGAGAUUUGCCAGAUGAUUCAUGAAAGAGGAUUUGUCAAAUUAAUUUGCGGGAUAAUUUGCUCUCCUUCAAAAACGGUCGACGAUAAAAAGGAGCUAAUAUUCAACUGCAGCUUAUUGGAGAUGAAUACAGCAGUUUGUACUUGUUUAAAGAGAAUUUGUUUAGUGAAUAAAGCAAGUUUAGUUACUCUUUUACAUUCCAGAGAGUCUUUAAAUGCAUUAUUUUCUUUGCUGAACUCAAAAAACUAUGAAACUUAUUUAUCCCCAUUACUGUAUCUGAGAAAUAAUUUGUGGAGUGAAAUUUUUAAUCUUAUAACUACGUUAUUAGAUGGCUUCGCUGAACAAAAAGUUACCUCAAAAAGCAUUGAUGCCCUUUCAAUGAUCGCUGACACGAUUACAGAGACUGGAACUGGUGUAUUUCUAGGUACACUGUGUGAAUCUCUGGGCUCUAUUGGAACAAGCCAUCUUCAGAAUUCGUCAUUAGCUACCCUUGUAGCCUUACUUCGUAUAGAGUGUGCCAUAGCUUUAAACACAGGGGAAAAUUCUAUUCCCAAAACACACUCUAUUGAAAGUCUGCUGGACACUGUUAGAAGCCACAAGACAAUCCUGAUAUCUUCUCUCAAAGAGAACACUGAGCUUCAAGAAAGAAUUGACCGAGCAGGAAACAGCAAAACUUAUAAAAAAAACCUUCUAGAAGAAGCAUAUUUUGGUGAAGCUGGUCAACUAAGAUCUAACCAGCAACAAGAAGGCAGCGAGAUUAGUAUUAUUGAUAGUUCUGAUGAUGAUGCCUCUAUGACAGGAGCAGAGUUUUGUAAAAUUAUACUUUAUUUGUUUGAUAUUGUCAACAUUAAAUUACAUUUGGACAAUAUGGGGACGAAAAGAUAUUUGGUCAAUGCCGCAUUAACAGGGCUUCUAUGUAUUUCCCAAGAAGCAAAAAAGCUAGCUGUACAAAAAGGCGUUAUGAAAACUAUUGUAAAAGAACUAAGAGACUAUCAUGUAAAGUUGAGCUUAGAGUCCUUUGACAAUCUUCGGAAAGUACAAGAUAGAAGAAGAAUAUGCCCAAUGUUGGAAAAAAUUGGCUAUUUCAUUGGAUUGGCAACAAACUUUAUGUUGAAUGCAGUAGAUGUUAAAAAGUUGGCAGCUAGUUUGGAUCUGGCAGAUGUUACUCAUAAACUGUGGGUGUGGUUUUCAUAUCAAAACGCAAUGAAUAAUGUGCUUAAAAUGUUAUCGGUUUAUACUUUCCAAUGUCCUCAAGCUUGCCGAACUCUCCUAUUUACCAACCCAAACGUAGGAUCUGGACCAAGGAGGACUUUGGGCACUGCAUCUCUGUUGCAUUGCAUUAUAGCUAUAAUUUUGAAGCAAAUGGACCAAAUUAAUCAAACUCACGAUCUACACGUUUUAGAAUUAGCUUUUGACAUAUUGCAAAAUUGCUGUGAUUUGAUUGAGUGCCGACUUAGAAUUUCACAGAGUAAUUUGUUCCAAGCCAUCAUGAAACUUAAUCCAGCAGUAACAAAACGGAAGCACCCAUGGAGUAAUGUGGAAUUGCUGUGGAUAAAAUUCUUAAAGACGUAUACAUACUAUCCAGAAGGACAAACUGCCCUAAUGAAAGAUAUUGAUACAUUAGAGGUAGUCAUAGCAUUAACUAAGUCCAAUAAUCGCCAAGAUGCCUUAUUGAUUCUGAGAAAUGUGUCAUUCUAUCGCUCAAAUAAAACCAAAUUGCUAUCCUCAAGAGCUUUUCUGAACCUUCUACAAACCAAACUGGCAAAUGGCACUCGAGAUGAAAAAAGGAUGAUUUUAUCAAUUAUGUGGACCUUGGCAGCAAACUGCCAAAAAGCUAAAAUAAUUUUUAAAUCGGCCCAUCUUGACGUGAGACUGGAAAAUACCAUCAAAUGUACUGAACUGGUCGAAAAUUCACGUGAAGCCAUGGAAAAAGAAGAUUUGGAUAUGAUGUAUGUAGUUUUGAGUGUCUUGAGAGACAAAGAUAAAAUCAGGAAGAGAAAGAAGUGAGCUUUAUAAUAAUGUAAAGGUGUUUCACGUAUGCACUUUAAUUCAUUCCCUAGUAGUUGAGCUAAUCUAAAAAACCCAAAUAGUCUCGAAUUUUGUUAAAAAUAUAAUUUUUUAUUUAUAUUUUCGUUUAAAUAUCCUGCAGAAAGUUUAUAAUGACUCCAUUUUUAUUUUCUAAAUUAGGUAAUUAGUGGAUGGUCAGCUUAAUCUGUCAAUGCAAAUAUUUUAUUAUGCAUUAAAAAAAAAACAAAAAAAAAGCACUAACAAAAAAUAACAUAGAUCCAUGUAAACUCUAAUUUUUGGUGAGUUGCUGGACGGUUUGAUUAACAACUGACAGAAGUUGUUAUUUGAAGAGGUUUAAAUUGUUACAAAGUUAGGGCGAAAAUAGUUCAAUGCUCAAUUUUAAUCAAUUCUUGAGGAAAAGUGCCAAGAGUUACGUGGAAUACCUUAGAUUUUUAGAUAGAUUUUAGUAGUUGUUAAUUUUUCCUUUUAAAUUAUAAAAACACAAGUGAUGUAAGAAUGAGACAUUUUAUGAAACUUUUAAUUUUUAGACUGGUGUUUAGGAUAAAAAUGAGACAAUGAGUUUUCAGGCCGCUCGAAGAGCGCUCGCGAUAUAGCACGCGAUGCUAAGACGGCCCUGAUGCCGAGCCUAAUCCAAUUUGCACUUACUAUAUUUUAUCAAGUCGGAUUUACUUGUUUAUGUAUAGAUUAUAUUAACGUUUAAAUCGAUAUGAUUGUAGAUUCUAUGAUGUAUUGAUUUUAUUCUGCAACAUUUUCGUCCCAAAAUGGUGCUAUUUGGUAGUUGCUAAUCAUACGACUGUCUCAUUUUUACCCAUAAUUUUAAUUCUCUCAUUUUUGCAACAUUUCGCCUUAGUGAUAAUAGUUGUUGUUGUAAUUUAUUAAUAUAUAUUUUUUUAAUUGAAC
Messenger RNA from Ceutorhynchus assimilis (cabbage seed weevil), 8588 nucleotides. Lineage: Eukaryota; Metazoa; Arthropoda; Insecta; Coleoptera; Curculionidae. The record is from the annotation of a GenBank genome assembly.